AUGGAUAAUUUAGGAUUUCAACGUAAUGCCUCAUUUGCUACUAUAUCUGGUGCAGAAGAAGAGGUUAUUCAAGCACAUAUUGAUACUGUCAAUGCCGCUGCUAAUGUUGUUAUGCCAUUUAGUGAAUGGCGUUCAAAAUUUCGUAAGCUUUGGAUUAAUUAUCAAUGGCGUAUGAGACAUUAUUUCUAUAUCCAUCUAUUUGUUUUCUUUUGUAAUACACUUAUAUGUGGUGCAAUUGUAUGGGGAAUUGAAGAAUAUAAGAUUCCAUACGUUGAUUGUUGGUUUGUUAGUGCAACAUGUGUAUUUACAUGUGGAUUACAAACAUAUGAUUUUGCAUUAUUAUCACGAUCAUCACAAAGUGUUUUACUUUUCUUUACAUGGAUAUCUGGUAUAACAGUUAGUACAAUUCCAGCUAUUAUUAUAAAAAUUUAUCGAGUUAAACAUGAAGUUAUACGUUCAGAAGAAGCUACAAGAACUGUUGAUAAUGAUAUAUUACCUAUAAAAAGACUUGUUCCAAAUGAAAGUAUUGACUCACAUGUAUAUGAUCGUAUUCAUUCAUUACCAAGUCCGAAUCGUCUUCGUAUAACAGCUUAUAUUUUAAUGAUUGUACUUAUUCUAUCAACUUGUUUAGUUAUUUAUUUCAUUUCAUUUCUAUCUAUGGGUAUUUGGCUUAAAUAUCAUUAUGAUCCAGAAGAAAUAUUACAAGCAAAUCAAACUAUGAAUCCAUUUUAUGCAGCAAUUGUUAUUACAAUAACUGGUUUUAAUCAAAAUGGUCUUUCACCUUGGACCGGUGGCAUUGCUUUGUUGGUUAAUGAUGUUUUUAUGAAUAUUUUUAUUAUGUUUGUUGUUAUGUCAGGUACUUCAUUAUUUCCUGCGAUAAUUCGUGGUGUUGUUAAUUUAUGCAAAUUGAUUGUAUGUUGGCGUUAUAAAAUCUAUUUUGAUUAUAUUUUACUAAAUAAUCAUCGUUUAUCUACGGUUAUUUUUCCAUCUAUUCAAACAAGACUUUAUGUUACAAUUACAGUUUUAUUACAAAUAUUGGGUGUUGUAGUUGCAUUAAUACUUGAUUAUAAUAAUAAAAAUUUAGCUGGAUAUGCAGGAGGAACACGAUUUAUGAUAUUUAUGCUUGAAACUGCUAAUACUCGUUUUGCAGGUUAUGCAACAACUGAUUUAAGUAUAUUAGCAUCAGGAACAUUAAUUAUAUUUGUUUUAUUAAUGGGUGUUAAACCUCAAAUGUUAUGUGCUAUAAAUGAAACUCCAUUUGAAAUGGAAUGGAUGUUAAUUCAAACACAACAAAAAUUAGAAGAUAAAGUCUCAAGUAAUACUCGACGUGGAAGUCUUCAAAUAUUUUUACCAUUUAAUCGUAUGAAACAUUAUUUAUCACGGCAAGGUUCAUUAACAAAAGCACAAGCAAAAAAAUAUUAUUCUUCUAUUGCAAGAUCAACUCAAGCUGAUCUUGCAGUAGAUCAAUUAAAUGAAGCACGUAUGCAACAUCGUAUGAGUAUAUUAUCAUUAGAUAUGUAUGAUGCAUCAAAAGAGAAUCAAAAUUUUAAUGCACGUAUAUCAUUUCUUCGUAUGAAACUUUUAUUAAUCAUUUUUUGUCGCCAUGCUGUUAUAAGUCUAUUCAGUUUAUUAAUCUCAACGCGUACAUGGUUAUUUCUAUUUAUUUUUCUUAUUUGUGCAUUUGAUUCAUAUCAUAUGGCACCAGUUGAUCCAAAAAUAACUGUAUUUCGUGUUAUAUUUGAAGUCAUAAGUGCAUUUGGUGGUUGUGGUUUAUCAAUGGGUCAUCCAGAUGUAACAUCAAGUUUUGCUACAGUACUUACAGUACCAAGUAAAAUUAUUCUUAUAUUAACAAUGUGUAUGGGUAGACAUCGAGGUUUACUUGAUUCAAUGAAAGAUCAAGAAGAAAUUGAAUAUAGUGCACAAACAUUAAUUGAUAGUUGGAAACAAUUGGCUCUAUUAGAACAAUUAGAGAAGAGAAAAUCUUUAGCAAAACGUCAAACAAGAUCGACUAUACCAGUAAUAACAAAUCAAUCACGUGAAACAAAACCAACUGUACCAGUAGUAACAAUCGAAACAACUCCACAACUUAUUACUAAAUUUUAA
Molecule: messenger RNA, 2103 nt
Organism: Adineta steineri
Lineage: Eukaryota; Metazoa; Rotifera; Eurotatoria; Adinetida; Adinetidae
Source: the annotation of a GenBank genome assembly